AUGGAUACGUGGACAAUGGCACACGUGAUAUGGGGAUUGGCGAGUAUCGUCUCGAUGACCUUAAGCGCACCAUCCCCGAAGCUGUGCCCCUAUCAGUGCGUUUGCGGAACGGACGCUCUGGGCAGGAUCAGCGUCCUCUGCAAAGACGGUGAUCUCUCGCCGAGUCUGCCGGUAAAUCACAUGGACCCUCUCACGCAAGUUAUAAUCGUGACAGCGCCCGAUGAGGACAGCGCAAACUCGCUGACCAUAGGGCCGAUAUUUCAACAAUUCACCAAAUUACAAGAGGUCCACAUAUCGCAUUCGAACAUUCCGGCAAUCGGUCGUCAUUCGUUUUGGGGCGUGCCGACGUUACGGCUCCUGAAUCUGACGCACAACAACAUAUCAACGGUUCUGGACUAUAACUUCAGAGGCAUGGCAGAUCUCGAGGAGCUGCACCUCGAUUUCAACCGGAUAGAGAAAAUGUCCAGUGGUACCUUUCGAUACCUGACCGGACUCAAAGUGCUCUCUUUGAGGAGCAACGUAAUCUCCGAACUAGUGCCGAGGCUAUUUCACAUGUUGGGGGGCUUGAAAGUUUUGGAUUUGAGCGGAAACCCAUUGAAAGAACUUCUACCAGACGCUUUUAAAGAUAUACAGGAGUUGAGAACAUUGCGAUGCCGCGGCUGUGACCUGCGCAUUAUCAACACCCAACUAUAUCACUUAUUACCGCAACUUCGUGAGUUGGAUUUCGGCGAGAACUCGAUCAACUAUCUUCCCAAAGAAGAUUUUUCUCAACUUAAGAAACUGAAGCACAUGUACUUGGACGGUAACCGCCUAGCUGUGUUGUUACCCGGAUUAUUUAAACAACAAGCUCAACUAUCGACACUUCAUUUGGCGAAUAAUCGAUUGGUAAAAAUUGCCCCAAAAGCAUUUGAUGGGUUGAACUCUAUAAGAGAACUUAACCUAUCAGGGAAUCAACUUGACGUACUAGAACUGCCAGUUAUGGAACCCGUGAUCGCAACUUUGCAAAGUUUUGACGUGAGUGGAAACCAUCUGGACAUGGAUGAUAUCAGACCAGUUUUGCAGAAUAUGCAUCUGUUGACCAACAUUCGGUUGAGUCAUUUGAAACUAGUGGACUUACCAUUAGGUCUGUUCGAAGAGAACGGCAAGUUGAAGCGCGUCGACCUGUCUCACAACGAAUUGCAAGCGAUCCCGAUACAGAUCCUGGCGCAUUUGUCCAAGCUCGAAGAAUUGGAUUUGCGUCACAACCAAUUACGCGGCAUCGAGGAGCGUUUAUCGCAACGCUUCACGGCGAUCGAUCGGGUCUUCCUGGCGGAGAAUCCGUGGCAGUGCGACAUGUGUCACGUGCGCUCCCUCAUUGGGCCCCAUUACAGGUGGGACGAUCCGAUAUGUGCCAGUCCAUCAAUAUUACGAGGACAACUUUUAUCAUCUGUCAAAGAAUCAGAUCUCGGCUGGUGCACAUUGGGGGCCGGAGGAAGGGAUGCUGCCAGUACUGAACUCAUCAGGAGAGACGGUCCAUUUGGAGCGUAUGUCGCGAUUGGAAUACCGUUGGUGCUUUUUGGCGUCGCUCUAAUCGUGACCGGCUUGUGCUACAUCCGUCGGCGCACGGCGCGCUAUUACACCGGCGAGGAGAAACACCCGGACCACUCGGUGGCCUCAUCGCAAUUGUGCACGUCCGCCACCGAGGUGAGCUUUCGCUUUCCGGCGGACGAUAAGCUCGCCGCUCUGGCCGACGCCUCAUGA
Ctenocephalides felis (cat flea) is the source of this 1740-nucleotide messenger RNA. Its product is annotated as insulin-like growth factor-binding protein complex acid labile subunit. Bases 1 to 1740 code for a protein of 579 amino acids. NCBI's taxonomy places the organism in Eukaryota, Metazoa, Arthropoda, Insecta, Siphonaptera, Pulicidae. The transcript is spliced from 6 exons. The record is from RefSeq and is a predicted model, not a curated record. Gene Ontology annotation, molecular function: protein binding.